GAUGCGGUCACACUGCGGGGCCACAAAAGAAAAACAACAAAAGAAAAGGGAGAAAAGCCAUUUCUUUUUGGCAAUUCAAAGAGUCAUGUAGCAAACAAAAAGCUGCAACGAAAACAAAACCAAACCAAGCAAUGUCACUUCGAGCGCUUCGAAAAAGAGACACUGGCAGUAGCUACGGCAAUAGUAACAACCAUUUAGCACCUGUAAGAACUUCACAAGCAACGCUCUUCAAGAAGGCCAGCACAGCAACGACGUCACCGAAGAAGACGUUACUAAAAACUGUGAGCUCCAACCACGGAUUAAGCAAACAGAAGCUGUUCCAGAACAGAAAACUACUUGGUCGCAAGUGGAAUUCUAAUCCUGACCUGCGACAAGGGUCAAAGUAUCAAAACAACAGCCUGUUGCGCAGCAAAUCGGAAGGGGAUGUUAGUGAAGUCCUUGCCAGCAACUCUGGUGCUCCAUUGACAGUAGCCAACGCCAAAUCGGAAGUGUGUUUGCAGAGGAUCAGCUCGCACAAUUACGAACAUCCUUUAGGGACCCCAGGAGGGAGAAUCGAAAUGCUUGGCGGUGCCAGUUCCCAUCGGGACCUUACACAGUCCUCCUAUGGCCACCAGGCAGGUGGACAUACAGUGGAAUUGGAAUCCAGCACCAGGGCUCCCCGUCGCAUGAGCGAAUGCAGCCUAGGCUACAGCCAAACGAGUUCUCGCCACACGGGAUCAAAUUCUAUGUUCGCCAGCCAGAUGACACUCUCCUCGGGAUCGGUGGUUCCCCCAGUGGAUCCUAAUGCGGUGCUGCGGGUGCCCAUCAUUGGCUACGAGGUUAUGGAAGAGCGGGCGCGCUUUACAGUCUACAAACUGCGCGUUGAGAAUCCGGAGACCAAUGACUGCUGGCUGGUAAUGCGCCGCUACACCGAUUUUGUACGGCUGAAUGGAAAGCUGAAGCAGGCUUUUCCUAACCUCAAUCUCAUGCUGCCGCGCAAGAAACUCUUCGGGGACAACUUUAACGCUGUCUUCCUGGAUAAUCGUGUGCAGGGACUGCAGAUCUUCGUUAACUCAGUGAUGGCCAAAGAGGAACUGCGGAAGUGCAAGCUGGUGCGGGAAUUCUUCUGCCUGGACGAGCCACCCUCUUACUCGGAAUCUAUGGAGGAGUGUCGGGCUAUUUUCGAGGCCCAGGAAGAGACUAUCGUCCAUCUGAAGCUGCAGAUACAAAACAAGAACGAUCUCAUACUCAGCUUGCAGCAGAAGCUUCGCGAGGAGAUGUCCGAAAAGGAGCAGCUCAGGGAGGCUAUGAAAAACGUGGACCUCAAUUGCUCCCACUGCUCUUCGGCCAACGACAGCUUGGGCCUAAAGUAAACCGAUCCCAGGAGGAAAUAGAAAUCCAGUUUAAUGUGCGAGUGCGUACAACAUUAUGCUGAGCAUAACUCUACGCACUUGCACCACUCAUGGAACACAUCCAUAUCCAAUUUAAUAAUCCAAACCAAGUGCAUAUCGAGGGGCUCGCCCCGUCAGUGCUUUAGUAUUCAUAUCUAGACCUAGAUGCUAGCAAGUGCUGCCCAAGUUGGUACUAAAAGAAUUACAAUAGUAGUUAUUUUUGAUAAUCGUUUAUGGGCAAUUUACAGUUAAGAAUGAGUUAAUUAAUUUAAGUGUAUACGAUGUUAUGCAAGCUCACAUACAAAUAAAUGUAAGGCACAAUUUAUUACUCAAUGAAA
Messenger RNA from Drosophila ficusphila, 1708 nucleotides. RefSeq lists its product as uncharacterized. Gene Ontology annotation, molecular function: phosphatidylinositol binding. Lineage: Eukaryota; Metazoa; Arthropoda; Insecta; Diptera; Drosophilidae. Bases 132 to 1352 code for a protein of 406 amino acids. Gene Ontology annotation, cellular component: late endosome; extrinsic component of endosome membrane; early endosome. The record is from RefSeq and is a predicted model, not a curated record. The transcript is spliced from 3 exons. Gene Ontology annotation, biological process: endosome to lysosome transport; early endosome to late endosome transport; protein targeting to lysosome.